GAGUCAGGCUAUAUGAUGCUUCUACUGUCGCUUCCAUUUCAUCAGCACAAAACAUCCAAACAUUUCUCCAUCUUCCAAGCGUGGGUCAAAACAUGACAGGCACAAAUCAUCUUUGACUUUUACGCGACUUUGAUCCAGGCAGGGACCGUUUCAACAACACGCCGGCUCAUCUUUAGCGACAUCUGAAGCAAAAUAGACCGCCUACACGGCGCUGUUUCGUUCGCAUCUGUUCGUUUGUUUGUUUUUCCUGCAGAUACGAAUGUUUUUGUUUGUUACUCAGCAUGUCGUUUAAAUAGCCUACGUCGGUCGUUUCGUCCAGCGGUUUCUAAAGAGGCUUCAACCCUUUGAAGAGUAUGGAAUCUGCCGUUUGGUAGCUUUGAACCGACCAAACAAAAACAACAACCGGAAUAAACAUGGAGGCAAUUUGGCUUUACCAAUUUCGACUGAUUGUUAUUGGGGACUCCACUGUUGGAAAAUCAUGUUUAAUCAGGCGAUUCACAGAAGGCCGCUUCGCACAGGUGUCGGACCCGACAGUCGGGGUAGAUUUUUUCUCCCGCCUGGUGGAGAUUGAACCUGGGAAACGCAUUAAACUGCAGAUUUGGGACACUGCAGGCCAGGAACGCUUCAGGUCUAUUACCAGAGCAUACUACCGUAACUCGGUGGGAGGUCUGCUGCUCUUUGACAUCACCAACCGUCGCUCCUUCCAGAACGUUCACGAGUGGCUAGAAGAGGCGCGCAGCCACGUGCAGCCCCACAGCAUCGUCUUCCUGCUGGUCGGCCACAAAUGCGAUCUGGAACCACAGCGUCAGGUGAGCCAGCAAGAGGCAGAGAAGUUAGCAGCUGCAUACGGCAUGCGCUAUGUGGAAACUUCAGCACGUGACGCCAUAAAUGUGGAGAGGGCUUUCACUGAGCUGACACGGGAUAUAUUCGAGCUGGUGAAGAAUGGGGAGAUUACCAUCCAGGAAGGCUGGGAGGGAGUGAAGAGUGGGUUUGUACCGAACGUAGUGCAUUCAUCAGAAGAAGUGACAAAGGGCGAUCGCCGGUGUUUCUGCUGAGUCAGUAAUCGCCUCCCUGGUAUCUAUCAAACAUUUGGGCACUGUUGGACAACCCCUUCCUCCGCUUCCUCCAAUCACAGGGUCAGUCUUCAACUCCCUGAUUAUGACAUCACCCCUCUCCUGCCUGCUGAAUGCCUAAACGAGUCCCACCAUGCCAUAUUGCUUCACUUUUGUAUACUACUUUGCUUAUUUCCCUAAUCACACAAUCUUGUAAAUGGCCAAACUGAACUGCUAAGAAUGAACGAUUAUCGCAGAACUCCUGCUGAAAGGCCGGUCAAAACUGUAUCUGCACUUUAACUGUAACAUCUCUCUUCAUUCUGUUGAGCCUCAAGACUUCCCAAAUUAAGACGCUCUGGCUUCGGACAUCUCCGGUAUCGAAAAUAAGCUCAUUCCAGAUAUCUUCUCGUGGUUGUAUCAUGCCUAAUACAUGUUUUACUCGCUGACGAUGAAUGCUGGGAUACACAUUUCUGUUGACUGAAAGAUCUCAGACUUGAAACAUUUGACUGCUAAAGGUCUGAUAAUUUUAGUAAGACAAAGGCAAGGAGAUAUACUGCAAUAUAAGGUCUGGGUUUCACAGACAGGGCUUAGACUAGGCCAUAGCCAGGAUUAGACCAUAGUUCACUUAGGACAUAAGUCAUUUUUAUAAACAUACUUAGACUUAAACAUUGCUAGGGUGCAUCUUGACACAAAACAAAGGCACUGAUCUAUUUUAAGAUGAGUCAGUGCAAGCUUAUUUCAGUUGAAACGGCUCUUACAUUUUAGUUUAGGACUAGGUUUAAGCCUUGUCUGUGAAACUGGGAGGAAAAAUUCCAAGACUGGAGAAAAACACAAUCUGUAAUGAUUCCCAUAUGAAAAAAACAAAACUAAUUAUGAAUUGUAAUUGAAAUGGUGCAAGAUUCACGUCAUGUGGUAUGAUAAGCCAUCACAUCACCCAGGAGGUUCAUUUUAUGAUCAAUCACAGAGAUUCAUAAGAGAUUGCUGAAAGUACUGUAGAUCCAUGAGCCCCAGGUGGAUUAAUAAACGUGCAUUAUUUUACAAAUAUUAACAUUUCACUUCUCACACAUUACCACAAGAGGCCUCUGGUGCUUACCAGAAUUACAAAGAAACCUUAAUCAGUUGUACUUAAGUACAUCUUUUACACCUUUUAUCCCAAAGAGUGUUUCUGAUGUUGCAGCUUGUGAUUGUACUAAUGUGAAAAAAGCAAGCUCUUCCUAUAGGUUUUCUAAUCGCCUAGUGAGGGCCAUUGCCCUUGUACACAUUCACACAAGACAUCUGUAUCUAUAGAGCUUGCAUCGUCAUGUAUUUAACCCUUACUUUAUUCAUCGAUACUUUUUGAAAUGACUUUUUCUUCACUUUCACUCUCACCCCUACGAAAUAUAUCCAUAGCCGCUUUCUCAAAUCCGACUGGAGAAGAUGUGUCGAUACUGUCCAUUGCGGUGCACAACUGGCUGAAGUAGUUGAUCUGUCACAUUACUGGAUAACAUGAAGCCAUCCAAAACAUGGCUGAGAUGGGGUCUCAGGUACGAACCAGAGGAGUUUGGAUUGAGUUUACCACUUGCUUGGAUUUACAAGGACUGGCUGUACAAACACUACUGAGUCUAUUUCCGUGAAUUUAAGACACCCUGUACCUCUUAAUCAAGGGAACUUGAAAUGUACUACAGAUUAAAGUAACAUGAUAAAAAUGUU
Puntigrus tetrazona (Sumatra barb) is the source of this 2741-nucleotide messenger RNA. RefSeq names its product RAB39B, member RAS oncogene family b (gene rab39bb). Gene Ontology annotation, biological process: Rab protein signal transduction. Gene Ontology annotation, cellular component: Golgi membrane. Gene Ontology annotation, molecular function: GTP binding; GTPase activity. Lineage: Eukaryota; Metazoa; Chordata; Actinopteri; Cypriniformes; Cyprinidae. Bases 414 to 1055 code for a protein of 213 amino acids. The transcript is spliced from 3 exons. The record is from RefSeq and is a predicted model, not a curated record.